AUGGAUAAGAAAUGGAUCAAUGCCCCAACUUCCUCCCCAGUGGAGGACCCUCCUGUAGGGGAGGAUACGAUGGAGCUGGACCGUCGGCCUCAGAGGGUCUACCACAGGGUUGCCAGGAUGAUACAGAGUACUUGGAGAAGACACGUGGAUACACACAUUUUCUAGAACUUCAAGAACCUUAUGAGGUUCCGUAACCAGGGAGACCCUCGACUCCUGCUCAAAAAAGUCAAUCCCAGUGAGGGAGAUAUUCUGGAUGCUGCGGCAGGAGUCCACAUCAGAUUCAGACUGGGAGGGACCACCUUUCACCCGAGCAUCCACUAUAAGAUCUACUAUUUAGAUCUACACCCACGACCCAUCCUGGACAUGUGUGCCAAUAGCACAAAGGAUACACACCCUCCCCCAGGCAGGAGGCCCGUCCCCAGGCAAAAAUACAACCAGAGGCCCCUGGUGCAGGUCGAACAGGCUGGCUGGUACUGCCGCAUAGAGAACAACAGCUGGAGACUGAUGUCUGUGAAGGUUGCUCUGUUUGGUGACAUCAUCACAUUGGAGACCAAUGGCAGGAAGGUUGAGUUCCACCAUUCCAAACUGCAUCAGCAGUACGUGAAGAGGAGGAAGAUCAAGUGGCUGAAGCAGAUGUGAGUUAGUGAGCAUCCUUACCUGCAAUAGCACCACUCACCAUGAUAUUCGCUGAUCUGUAUGCCUCAA
Molecule: messenger RNA, 705 nt
Organism: Salvelinus fontinalis (brook trout)
Lineage: Eukaryota; Metazoa; Chordata; Actinopteri; Salmoniformes; Salmonidae
Gene: c25h11orf65
Product: chromosome 25 C11orf65 homolog
Source: RefSeq, a predicted model, not a curated record